Messenger RNA from Heterostelium album PN500, 1038 nucleotides. RefSeq lists its product as uncharacterized. The transcript is spliced from 4 exons. NCBI's taxonomy places the organism in Eukaryota, Evosea, Eumycetozoa, Acytosteliales, Acytosteliaceae. The coding region runs from base 1 to 1038 and encodes 345 amino acids. The record is from RefSeq and is a predicted model, not a curated record.
AUGAAUCAACAAAUACAAAGAAUAAUUUUUUUAGAACUUUUUAAUGAUAGGUUAUAUAGUUUUAAAUGGAGGUUAUCAUUGAAUUUAGUUUCAAAGAAAUGGUUCGAGUUCAUGCAAUCUAGUGUUGCUUUGUCGUUCAAGUUGAGAUGCAGUUAUAAAUUAGAGUAUGGAGUUAAAAUGGUAGAUAUUGAUUUAUAUCGUUUGAUAUCGGCAACCUACCAGCUAUUGGAUUUCGAGUUUCAACCUUUCAUGUCAUUAUAUAGUCAAGCUUUGGAGAUUUUUGAUCGAGUUAUCAUAGAUUGCUACCAUGGAAGCAAUGCUAAACUCGAAGAAGUAUCAGUAGGCUUCAAUGCUGAGGAUGCAACUUUAUCACCAAUCCUUUUGAACUCAAACAUUACGAAACUAGUUAUUUUUGAUCAUAAGUACAGUCAUACACUGGAAACAUCAAGUAUUCUCACUCAAUACACUCAACAAUUCAAAAGCCAACAACCAAGUGAAAUGAUCAAUCGAUCGUUAAGAAAGUUGGUUAUCAAUGAGAGAAACGAGUUGCAAACCGACCUAGAUAAAUACACUAUUAGGUUGAAUCCAACUAAAUACCUAGGUAAUCUACAGCACUUGGAGAUACCAAUGCUCGCUGGUACUCACCAGAAUCAGUGUAUAAAGACACUCGGUAGUUCACAAUUAUCUUUGUUUGGUUUGAAACUUACAGCGCCCAUAACAAUGGAGAAUGCUACUACCGAUCUUUUGUUUAACCAACUCUUCAAUAUCAACAACAAUAAUAAUAAGAAUCGACUACGUAGCUUAACAAUCAACGAGACAAUAUGUAGUUCAAUCAGUGAUAUCGAGCAUUUUAUGAAACAUUUGCAAUCAAACAAUCACUCUAUCGAUGCAAUAUCGAUAGAGGUCAAAGAUAACAUGGAGAAACCAUCGCUGGUCAACAUGCUGUGGCAAUCUUCACAAUACAUUCAUAGCAAAACUAAGAAUGUUGAAUUUAUAAACUUAUCAACAACAUAUCAUUUCAAUCAAGAACUAAACUAG